Messenger RNA from Nilaparvata lugens (brown planthopper), 1037 nucleotides. It is a transcript of the gene RpS3A, whose product is annotated as 40S ribosomal protein S3a. Gene Ontology annotation, biological process: translation. The record is from RefSeq and is a predicted model, not a curated record. The transcript has 6 exons. The coding region runs from base 188 to 994 and encodes 268 amino acids. Gene Ontology annotation, molecular function: structural constituent of ribosome. NCBI's taxonomy places the organism in Eukaryota, Metazoa, Arthropoda, Insecta, Hemiptera, Delphacidae. Gene Ontology annotation, cellular component: cytosol; ribosome.
AUAUUUCGAAACAAUUGACUUUGAAAAAUAUCAUUAGAAGAAUAUAUCAAUAAUUCUGACAAUAAAGCUCAAAUAUACAGAAGGCCGUGAUAUUCAGAGUUUCCGUAUUCACUGAGCCUCCAUUUCCUUUUCGGCUCAAGUUGUUGUAGGUUAAACUAGGGUUUCUUUUCAAGUUUUGAGUACCACGAUGGCCGUCGGUAAAAAUAAGGGACUUUCCAAAGGAGGAAAGAAAGGUGCAAAGAAGAAGAUUGUUGAUCCUUUCACGCGUAAGGACUGGUAUGAUGUCAAAGCACCAGUUUUGUUCACAAACCAUCACAUCGGCAAAACUCUGGUCAACCGUACCCAAGGAACAAAGAUCGCGUCCGAAGGUUUGAAAAACAGAGUUUUUGAAGUUUCGUUAGCUGACUUGUUGAACGAGCCUGAUGCAGAGAGGUCCUUCAGGAAGUUCAAGCUUAUCGCUGAAGAAGUUCAGGCAAAGAGUGUCCUCACAAAUUUCCAUGGAAUGGACUUGACCACCGACAAAUUGAGGAGUAUGGUCAAGAAAUGGCAGACACUUAUUGAAGCGAACGUUGACGUGAAAACGACUGACAACUACUUGCUCCGAGUAUUCUGCAUUGGUUUCACCAACAAGGACCAGCUUUCACUCCGUAAGACCUGCUACGCCCAGCAUACACAGGUGCGAAUGAUCCGCAAAAAGAUGGUUGACACCAUCACAAAAAGCAUCAAGGACAGCGAUCUGAAAGGAUUUGUGAACAAGCUUCUACCUGACUCCAUUGCCAAGGAUAUUGAGAAGGAAUCACAAGGCAUCUACCCACUCCACGAUGUCUACAUUCGCAAGGUGAAAGUAUUGAAGAAGCCGCGUUUCGAGCUGAGCAAACUGCUUGAGAUGCACGUAGACGGAAAGGGAGGAUCGAGCGGCGCGGGGGGAGAGGAGACAGGUGCCCCACUUGACCGAGCUGAGGGCUACGAGCCACCGGUGCAGGAAAGUGUUUAACAUCUCCAUUUGAACAUGGAAAUUAUUAAAGUUUCUUUGUAAA